Physcomitrium patens is the source of this 2481-nucleotide messenger RNA. RefSeq lists its product as uncharacterized. NCBI's taxonomy places the organism in Eukaryota, Viridiplantae, Streptophyta, Bryopsida, Funariales, Funariaceae. The record is from RefSeq and is a predicted model, not a curated record.
GGGACAAUGCCAGUCCAAAUGAAGCAACUUGAUUAAUAUUUUGUAUCUUCUCAACAUCGGCUUCACUUCUUCUUCUUCUUUUCUAGUUGCUCAACCCUUGAUCCUCCCCAAGCUUGACCUGUAGAUGUGGCGGGUGGUUUCUCACAAGCCUUAGUAUCUAUCAGCACUUAUACUCGUCCGUUCCGAUUUAGAAUUGUUCUUUCUUUAUUACUUAGUCUCAACAUCAAUGCUUGUUCCGCACUUAUAGCACACUGCGCAGUUCCGGCUGUUAUUUAAGAGAAGUCUCAAUUCUGUCAUCCUACGUAGUUUCGUUUACGUCUUAUCGUUCCAGGGUUUUCCCCUAUUGCAAUCUGAGGUUGGGGCUCAAAUUGGUCAUUGAGGCAUACACCUGCUUUUACACAGCCCUGUCAGUCACAUAGGUUUUUGAACUGGUGCUGGUGAAUUGCAGCUUACUAGUAAUCCUUUCUAGCUCUCCCUCUCUCUCACGCAACAUCUCUUUUGAAUCUGUACUUCCUCGCAUUCAUAGAGCUGCUUUUGAGCAGGCGUCAUGUUCUACUUUUCAGCAGCGUAGUCCUCUGUUUGCAGGUCACACUUGCAGCAGCAGUAUUGUUCAAUGAGCACGAGAGAACUAGCUUCCAACAAGGAGCCAUUGAUUGCAACAAAUAGACCUGACGCAAUGUGCGCACCGCACAUGCUCUAGAGGAUCGCUAGAUCUUUACAUUAUCCUUCGCAUACAGGCCCUUUAUAAAUGAUUUGCGGUCCAGAAACUCAAGUCUGCUGUUAAGUUUGGCUAAAUUUGGUUAAGUUCUUGGGUAUGGUUGCUUCCAUGCCAGUACCCCUGCACCCAAUACAUUAGCCAGGGCAGAGCAAAGUUUUUUGGAAAAAGAUCGACACAUUAUCUUUCUUCUAAAUCUAGAAAUUCAGAAAGAUGGACAUGCAUGCGAUUCUGAAGCUUAGCGUUUCUCCAAGGGGGCGUAAGAACGUUGCACACGGCUACCUUGAGGAUGCUGAAGAGUUUUUCCUACAAACUCCCGACAGGAAUGCCAAACGAGCAUUUGCGAGGGAAGUGGAGGAAGCUUCUCUGGGAGAGGUCCGAGCUGCGGUGCCCUUCGUUUGGGAGUUGGUUCCUGGAACACCGAAGGGCGACCUCGACAGCGUUAUCGUGGAUGUAGGUCGUGAAUCCUCUAAUGAAACGGAAGAGACCCGAUCACAGGACCAAGCUUCACCAGGAAGCUCGGAAGGGUCUGAGGCGAUGGAGAAUUUUGGUCAAGAUUCUUCAAUGAAAGAGUUCGAAUUUAGUAGCAGGUUUGAAGCGUUUGUGGAACCUCUCCCGUGGCACGGAGCUUGUGCUCCUUACAUUUCCACAGCUGAAGAGCUGUGUUCUGGUGGCCAGGUCUCACCCUUACCUCUCCCUCCCCGAUUGCAGACAGCGAAACAUACUGAAAACUCGGACUCUGCUAGCCCUGUUCGAUCUGGCGGUGGCUUCUUCAAAAGCUACCACUACCCACACUCUCCCCGAUCGCCCCGGUCGCUGUUACUGUGUCGGCUAACCAAGACUCUGAACGGGGAGAUGUCUGUCCUAGGGAUCCAGGAACGGAAGCCGACUUCCAGGUCCUUUUCGCCGCUGCGAUUGUUCAACCAAGAAAAUCCAGCUGCUGACAGUAGUAUUUCCUCGAAGGCUUUUUCCUCCAGCGAAUCUGCUUCUUCUGUGUCAUCCUCCUCUGCUUCGACCUGGGGAGGGGAGACAAAUGCUGAUUUACCUCAGUCGUUGUGGGAGCAAAACCAGAGUAGCACGCUCAAAGAUCUCCUGUUCACCGACAUGGCUAUAGCAUCAGCAGGAAUAGGGAAUUCGAAGUUAUCGAGCAGUAAGUCUCGAAUAGUGGAGUCUAAGAGCGAGUUGUUGAAGAAGGACAUGGCUCGACGGAAUCAACGUGCUGAUGCGUCAGAAGUAGAAUCCGGACGUAGAGGGGAGCCAGCCCUUACUCCGCAGCUUUCUCGUUCUAACGCAAGAUCAAGGGCACCUAAAAUUCAGGUUCUAGAAGUGAAGUCCUUGAGAGAGGAGAACGUGAGCACGGCCCUGUGUGCCAACAGGUUUGGAAUACUAUGCAACUGUCUGGGAGUGCUCCCAAAAAGUCCUUAAGAACCCCAACCCACUUAACAUCGCCAUGAAAUAGAUGCCUCAGUACUGCCACACAUUUUCCCACUACAAACUAUGGAGGCCGUUGCUAGGGCAACACUCGAGGAGAUCGAAGGGAGAAAGUAGUCAGGUUUAGUGGCAAUGCUGAAAUUCCAAAUUAAGGGCAGCAACGGCAUGUAUACUUAUGUUACUAAAGAAAUGUGGUAUUAUGUGAGGAAUAGAUUUAUAAGGCACAUGUGAUACUUGCUUUGCUUGUAAACCUGUACAAAGGUCAAUUGCGGGUAUCAGGAAAUGAUAAAAUUUUGCUACGUCAGGUUUAGCCUGACAUUCUUGGGGUUUUUUUU